AUGGAGAUCGGGUCCAGACUGGGGACGGGGGACCCGGCCUCGGCAGUUGAGCGUCCGGGGGCCCAGCUCGGCCGCACUUCGAGAGCCAGCACUGCCCGGUCUGCGUUCGCCGGCUCGGCCCCGUCGGCGGCGUUGGGCGGAGGUCAGCCUGCAGAGACACAUUCUCGGGCUGCUUCUAAGAGUCAGAUACCCCAGAGGUGCAAAGAAGCAGAACUCUACAAGGCUCUCAGCUCAACAGGUCUAGAGAACGAAUUGUACAAAACCACCAAGCAGAGGCAGAUGAGAACUGUGGAUCCUGCUGUGAAGAAGAACAUUAAAAAGAGCUACAAACCAUUAGAUCGACAGAAAGCUGAGGAAGAGCUCAAAGAGAAGAACCAGCUGUUAGAGGCAGUUAACAAGCAGUUGUACCUGAAGCUGAAUGAAAGCCAGGGAGAGUUGAAGGUGCUGACUCAAAAGGUGGAGUUGCUGGAGAAAUCUCAGGAUAGCUACUUGGCAAUUUUGGAGCGUGGCAAUAUCAACCCAGUUACAGGCAGACAGAUCCUGGAAAACCGGCAAGAAACAAUGAAAUGUCAAAUGGAGUCCAUGUUGCUCGUGGAGAGUCUGAAAGAUGAACUGAAGCUCUUUAACCAGACUGCUACAAAGCAGAUGGAGGAGUUACAGGCAUUGAAAGUUAAGUUGAAGAUGGAAGAAGAGGAAAGAGCUGGUUUCCUAGAAAAACGGGCAGCAUUUGACAACAAAAGAGAUGAUUUCACAGCCACCCUUGAGCAAAUGGAACAAUUACUAUCACUUUGAGAAGA
This is a messenger RNA of Trichosurus vulpecula (common brushtail), 797 nucleotides long. It is a transcript of the gene KNSTRN, whose product is annotated as kinetochore localized astrin (SPAG5) binding protein. The coding region runs from base 1 to 792 and encodes 263 amino acids. Gene Ontology annotation, biological process: regulation of attachment of spindle microtubules to kinetochore; spindle organization; mitotic sister chromatid segregation. The transcript is spliced from 9 exons. Gene Ontology annotation, cellular component: centriolar satellite; kinetochore; microtubule plus-end. NCBI's taxonomy places the organism in Eukaryota, Metazoa, Chordata, Mammalia, Diprotodontia, Phalangeridae. The record is from RefSeq and is a predicted model, not a curated record.